Molecule: messenger RNA, 2121 nt
Organism: Thelazia callipaeda (thelaziosis nematode)
Lineage: Eukaryota; Metazoa; Nematoda; Chromadorea; Rhabditida; Thelaziidae
Source: the annotation of a GenBank genome assembly
AUGGCUAUGGCUUUCUAUGAUGAAAGUAUGCAGUCGUCACCACCAACACUGCUUCGAUUAUCGUUGAAGUCACUAUCAAAAGCUAUGUAUACAUAUCACUGGUUUCCCCCAGUCAAAUGUCCAUUACCUUCGGAGAUUUCUGAUCAAUUGGUCAAUACGUUGCGUGCUAACAAUUGGCUAAACAAUGAUACCAUGCAACUUUUUGACGAGCGAUUCCGUUUGACUGAGGUUGAUUUAUCUUGCUGCACAUUGUCGGAAUUGCCAUUUGACAUACUAAAAUUACAUAAUGUGAAGCAUCUUACUGUCCAUGACAUAUCAAGUGAUCCUGCAGUUGUGCUUGAUAUCUCACAAACAAUAGUUACUGAUAUUUCCGCAGUAGAAGAAUUGAAGGACACGCUAGAAGUUUUCAUUAUGCAUGAACUCAAGUUAUCGCGUUCUGGAAUAAUUAGUAAUAUCACAGAUACAUUAUGCGCUCUUGAAAACUUGAAAUUUUUGGAUGUUUCGGAUAAAAGAAUUGAUAUAUUACCUAAUAGUAUGAGUGAACCUUUACAACUCGAUAUUGGAACACUGAUCAUUCGUGAUGUUGUGAAAUCUGAUAGUCCAUGGUGGCCCAAUCUAUACUUUUUGGACAUUGCUGGUAGCAUGUUAAACUUUCGAGAUCACUCUCUUACUAUCGAGAACUUGACAAAAUUCAUAUCUAUGCAUCCUAAAUUGGCUUAUAUAUCUAUUCUGGAUACAUCUUUGAGUCGCUAUCCAUAUCACUAUCCUUAUGAGAGAGAUAAACCUCUACAGAUAGCUAAUGGUGGCACACGUGCUCAAUGUCUACUUUCACUUCAAAGUUACUGCCGUCCAAAUAGAGAAGCGUUUGCAUCCCACGCAUUGCAGGCUGUCUAUUAUCUUCUUCAAACUUCUUACGAUGAGUUCAACCCGUGUGAUUUACGUCUUACUGUUCGGGGCGUAGUAUUGUCCAUGUUCAAUCACAAAGAAAAUAUCGCAAUACAAAUGGCAGGAAGUGCUUGCCUCUAUCAUCUGUGCAAGUCUAAACGAGUGAGUCGUCUUACUCCUCAAGAAACUCGACAUUGUGUUGAUCGAUGUUUGGAUGCUGCCGAAGCCCAUCCCAAGAUGGUUCAAUUACAAAAGAAUAUAUGGCUUACUGUAUGCAGUGAUCAUUUAUUGCAAUCAAAGAAUUUUGACAUACUUCGAACUUGCGCAGUGGCUCUUGAGUCAAUGGUCACUACUAGAGACCCCUCCGUUUCUCGAAUGACAAUAGCAAUUGUAUCGAUUUUGGCUCCGAAAUUAGCAACAAAAGAAAGUCAUCGUUUAGCCACAAACAAGCGUUAUGUUGCCCAUUUAAUUGAAAUGAUUAAUGAAAAUCUCGAGAAUAUUGGUGUUGGGCGUGAUAAUUUUAACAAUUUUACCAUUAAAUUUACAUUAUCUGCGCUUUGGAACUUGACAGAUGAGUCGCCAACGACAUGCCGACUGUUUGUUCAACUUGACGGUAUUGCUACUGCAUUUAGUGUAUUAAGCCAUUACCAAAAUAUUCCGAAUAUACAAACUAAAGUUCUUGGUCUUUUAAACAAUAUUGCGGAAGUGAAGUGCUUAAAACGGCACAUCCUUCAUCGCCGUUACAUUAAAAUAAUUUUAGAUUUGCUCAAUAUCGAUUCUGUCUCUACCAGCUCUAAUGAAGGGGUUGAUCAUCGUCGGAUUACUGAUGUCUCAUAUUUUGCCGGCGGGAUAUUGGCUAAUUUACUUGAUUGUGGUCCAUGGAUGUUCGAACCCUCGUCAAUGUACUGUAAUCAAGCUUUGAUGAUGGCAGUCAAGAGAUGGCCUAAAUCGUUAUUAACUAUGGUUGCCUAUCGAUCAUUCGCACCGUUCUUUGUGUUGCUGAAACAGGACGAUUUAUCUGGAGCUCAGAUGUGGGCUGCAUGGGCAAUUCAGCACGUUUGUAAUAAUGACAAAGAAAAUAAUUAUAUAAAACUUCUUUUAUCGCAGGGAGGGAGAGAAGAAUUUCUACGUUUAACUAAUUCGAAAAUAGCUCAUCCAGACGUAAUUCAGCUUGCUCAUUCUAUUCUUAAUUUGAUCAACGAUUCUGAUUGUGCAACAUUAAAACCUAAACAUUGA